Molecule: messenger RNA, 342 nt
Organism: Giardia duodenalis
Lineage: Eukaryota; Fornicata; Diplomonadida; Hexamitidae
Exons: 1
Coding region: 1-342 (113 amino acids)
Source: RefSeq, a predicted model, not a curated record
AUGCAGCCGUGGAACCCCGAUUACCUCCCCCUCUAUAAGGCUGUGAAUAAAACGAUGCAGAAGACGAGGUAUACGACGCCGGAUGCUCUGCUCAAAAGUGAGCAGGAGCUCUUUGGGCCCCUAUUAUCCAACCGUUUUGAUCACCCAACGGCUUCCCCAUUUUGCACGCGAUACUGCGACCUAACUCUCGUUCCAGCUCCAUACAUGCUUCCCGAAGGUAGCAUCCCUUUUUCAACGCCCGUCGCAGGAUCUGUUUUGAUGAGUGCUAACGCAUCCACCAAAGCAACCAUCACGGCCCUUCAUGACCUCCCGGGUUAUCUGGAGCAGCUUCAGCAGAAGUGA